AAGUUGCCGUUUUGUUUAACAGGCAGUUACUAGCUACUAGUCGAGGGCAAACAUUUCCCGGUAAGAGAUUUGGGGUUGCUUUCACCAUCGGUAUCGCUCAUGCCGUCGCCGGCACCUCCAGACUCGGCCAUGACCGGCCAAAACGCUAGAAAGUCGCUCGGGUUUAUCUCAAACGCAAUGAAACACAGACACAACUUCAUUCAGUUCUUCGCAAUGACCGGGAUUUUGCUGCUGAGCGUCCGAUCGUUGGGCCAGAAGUACCGCAUCCACGAUCUCCAAGAGGACACCACCGCUCUCAAGCAAGAGCAAGAAUCUCUCACGGACCGCAUGAAGAACAUAAAACGUGGACUCCUCGACGAGGCCUCUCUCGAGCCCACUGGUCUCUUCGCCUCUCGCCUCCGCCUCCUCUUCGGCGACGAUCAUUAGACUCUACUGAACCCGCUGGCUAGUGAGCUUCUAUAAAAAAUAUAUCUUUGUUUUGUCAAUUUUACGUUCAAAGAAUGGAAUGGAAUUUUCAGGUGUUUAUGUUCUGCUCUUUGGGUUAAUAAUAUAAUUUGGAAUCUUUCUUGAAUCUGGGAAAUGCUCUAUCUUUGUUUAUGCUUUUUGUUGGAUUACAUGAUGUGAACGAGAAUUGAUUAAAUUAGAGCAAGUUUUCUUGCUAGAGUUUGUGCUGGUAUGUUUUACCAAUCGAAUUUAGUGGUAAGGGUUUAUCUAGGUGCCAUUAAGUUGAAUAGAAGCGUUGUUCAUGUCUGUUUAUAUUUUUGGCACUUGAAUAUAAUCUGUCAUGUUUUGCUUCGACUA
Molecule: messenger RNA, 801 nt
Organism: Theobroma umbraticum
Lineage: Eukaryota; Viridiplantae; Streptophyta; Magnoliopsida; Malvales; Malvaceae
Source: RefSeq, a predicted model, not a curated record